Eimeria mitis is the source of this 1017-nucleotide messenger RNA. RefSeq lists its product as uncharacterized. Bases 1 to 1017 code for a protein of 338 amino acids. The transcript is spliced from 3 exons. The record is from RefSeq and is a predicted model, not a curated record. NCBI's taxonomy places the organism in Eukaryota, Apicomplexa, Conoidasida, Eucoccidiorida, Eimeriidae.
AUGCACCCCAAGAUGUUGAAGAGGACUCGGCAGAGGGAGAAGAAAAAGAAAAAGAGGAAGAAGGAGAGGAAGAAGAGGAGGAAGAAGAAGACAACAACAGGUCACAAAAUAGAGAAAGUGCAGCAGGCGGCCAGCAGAGAGGAGGACUGCCGCGCCGCAGUCAAUCUGCUGAAACGAGAAGAAGAGGGUGAUGAUGAUGAUGAGAGAACUGGUAACGUAACGCAUCGGACUGAGACAGGGGCAGGGAGUAUCGGCAGAGACAACAGUUCAAGAAGGACACAACAGCAGGAACAGGAUACAAGAGAGGCGUCACGUACACCCGCGGUUGACGCAGAGGAAGAAGAAGACGAAGAUAAAGACGAAGAAAAAGAACACGAAGAAAGAGACCGAAAAAGAGAAGAAGACGAAGAAGAAGAGGAAGAAGAACCAGACGAAGAAGAGGAGCAAGAACACGAACAAGAAGAAGAUGAAAAUAGACGAGAAGAAGGACCAGAAGAAGAACACGAAGAAGAACGAGAAGACGAAGAAUACGAAGAAGACGAGCAAGAAGAAGGCGAAGAAGAGGAAGAAGAAGAAGAGACGGGAAGGAAAAGACAAACGGAAAAAGGAAAGCAAAAAGAAGUUGAAAACGGAGAAGCAGAAGAAGAACAAGAGGAAGAGGAGGAACCAGAAGGACGCGGAGCAGAAGAAGACGAAGAAGAGGAGACCGGAAAAGAAGAAAAUAAACAAGAAAAAGAGGACAAAGAAAAACACCGAGAUGAAGAAGAACAAGAAAACGCAAAAGCCGAAGAAAAAGAAGAGGAAGAAAAGAGAGACAAAGAAGAAGAAAAAGAAAAGGAAAAACCAGAAGAAAGCGGUAUCAUGGGGAAUACAAGAAAUACAAUAGGCAGGCGGCAAAGAGGAAGACAACAGCGAGCCCGCAGCCGACGCCUUGCAUCGUUUGUUCCGGUUGUUGGUGAUAGUAUUAUGUUUUCAAGCAAUACACAGGAUCAAAGCUGCCUUAUGCAUAUUUUAUAA